AAGCACAACCGCACGCGACUGAGUGGAUUUUACAGAUACAAGAGCUGGGAAUCUGUUGUUCAAGAAGACAUUGAGGACCGGUGUGACUACUCCGAUGUCAGUCACUAAAAAGGAUCUGACCGUUCUGAUCGAGAAGCUGCAGAAGAAUGCUGACAAGGUGGAAAAGAACAUCUUGGAGACGGAGCAGAAUCUCAACAAGGAUGUGAUCAAGAUCAACGAGGGCAAGCCGCCGCUGUAUCAGGACUCCACUAACAAGACCAUCGAGAACUCGCUGUUACUGCUAAAUGGUCUGGACGAGAACGCAGCUGAAGCCAAGCGCCUGCAGCACCCGCAGGCCGAGAUGAUCGAGCACGAUAUGAAGCAGCUGCGCGAGCGUGUGAAGAAGCUGUGUAAUGACCACGACCACAUUUACCACCUGACACGAUCCGAAGGGGUUCCCAGCCUCAACUGGAACAAGAUCAUCGACGAGAAAACGGCAAUUCUUAACAGCAAAGGAUUUGGAGAAGAUCUGCCCACCAUUGAGAAUGAAGUGGAAGAGCACAAUAUCAUUCAUAGUGAAGUGGAGGCCUUGGCUCCUUACAUCGGACAGGGAGACAAGGAGUAUGUCGAUGGCCUGCAGCUGAAAUACAACAAACUCCUGGCAAAUUCUACGGCUCGUCAGAAGAACCUGCUCAGUCUGAGAGACUACAUGCAGCGCUGCACCAACGAGCUCUACUGGCUGGAUCAGCAGGCUGACGAACGCAUCAUGUACGACUGGAGCGACGCCAACCUCGACUACCCGGCUCGCAAGAGGCAGUACGAGAACUUCAUCAGCAAGUGUCUGGAAUCCAAGGAAGGAACCAUCACCAAACUGAGUGAUGACGGGGAAAAACUCAUCGCCCAGGGACACCCAGGAAAGAACAUCAUCGAGGCGUAUAUGGAUGCUGUCCAUGCAGACUGGAAGGAAUAUCUCAACCUGCUCAUCUGUGAAGAGAACCACCUCAAGAACAUGGACGAGUACCAUAAGUUUCAGAUGGAGUCCAGAGACACUCUGGACCUGCUGAAGUGCCUGGAAACUGAAAUCAACCAGAAAUACAACCCUGACUUUAAAGACCAGUACCAGUUAGAAGGCUUACUCGCGGACCUGAAAGACCAGGGGAAAGCCAUGGAUUCCUUUGACGAUCGAGUGAAAUCGCUUCAAAACCGCAGCCUUCAGGUUCUGCCCUUGAAGUACCGCAGAACUGCACCACAAAAACUCCUUCCCAUCGAGGCUCUGUGCGACUUUGACACAGAAGGGGGUCAGAUCAACCGAGGAGAACGUUACACCAUGCUUAGGAACAACGGACCGAAAUGGGACGUGAAAGACUCAUCAGGUCGCACCCUAGCAGCCCCCGGAAUAUGCUUCAUCAUCCCACCUACUGACCCGGAAUCUGUCGCCAUCGCUGAAAAUUUGGUGAGUCAGCAGAAGGCCAACAAACAGAAGGUGGAAAGCAGCCAAACAGUGCUGCAGACCCGACUGGGUGACCUGAAGAAGGACAGCACAGGUGGACAAGAUAAGCAGGAGCUGCAGUGCCGCCAGCUGAUGGCCGGACUGGAUAAAGUGGUGAACGACCUCGAUAAGCAGGAGAAAGCCAUUUAUUCCCAAGUGCGCCCCCCUCUGGAGCAGAACCGCCCCGUACAGGACAGCGCUGACAGGCUUCAGAACAUGAGGGACAUCGCCUCCGCCGUCCGUAAAAUCGAACCGGAGAAGACCUCCAAAAUUCGUGAGGCUGAGACUUUUCUCAAAACCAACCCCAAGUGUGCCAGCGCCCCGCAGCUCUCCUCCAAGGUCGACACGACCAUCAACAAACACAACAAGGUCCAGCAGCUGCUGCAGUGUGCGGAUGAUAGACUUAAGAACUCCAACAAGCUGGAGACCUCGAUACAGAACGGCAAAAACCUGCUGAUGCCCUACGAGAACAGGUUGGCCAGGGAAGAAAUCGCUCCCUCUGACCCAACCUCUCUGGAUAUGGCUCUCCGUGAGCUAUCUGACAUGGGCUCGGAGCUGAAGGCGAAGAGUUCCAUAAUCCCGGAGCUGGAUAACAACCUGAGGAGCUCAAAAAACAGCUGUGAUAACAUGGUGAACAAGGUGCAGGAGCACUGUCUUGACUUCGACCGGCAGGAAGCCGAAGUUCAAAAACUCAACAAACGCUACGACAAUCUUCUCAGGCAGAUCGACACCAGAUCACAGAGUCUGCAAAGAGCUAAAAACUCGUACAAUGGUUACCGUAAAGAUUACGACAAUCUGAACAGCUGGCUCUCUCGCAUACCAAACUACGAGGCGCAAGAGACUGACACAAUCCAGCAGGUGGAAGGAAAACUGACAAACCAAAGAAACCUGCUCUCCGACAUCUCAAGAAAGGAAUCGGACUUGAACACCGUCUCUGAGAACGCGCAGCUUUACCAACAAGCAGUCAGGGAUUAUGAAAAUGAAGCCGAGAGGUUCAGGUUCGUUCUCAACCUCAAAGACGGCCUGGUCACGCAAACGUACAAGAGAAGCCGACUGGAAUCACCUGCACUGAGAGUCAAGAGAGAGGAAGCAGCCAUCGAGGCCAAAUUCACAGAGGUCAAUGCUUUGAACAAGCAACGACUCCAGAACCUCGAGUUUGCACAAAGUCUUCUCAAUCGGCAAGCAGAGAUGCAAGUCAUCCAGCAUAACGUUCAGACGGUGAAAUCUUCUGCUCCAGGAGAUGAAUCCUGUAGAAUUAAGAAUCAGCUGGAGGACGAGAUCCUGAGAAGGCAGCAGCUUGAAAAGGAAGUCAAAACCAUUCAGACCGACAGCAAGCUCGAGAUCAGGGACAAAGAAUCCAGAGAGAAAGUUACAGUCAAACAAAAGGUUGUUCUGCAGCAAGACUCACAGCAGGAGAAAGAGCAUUCAAUCUUAAGACUUCAGGUCGAAGAAGAGAGACACAAGCGUAUGCUUCUGGAGAAAGAGUACAACCUUUUGGUGCAGCAACAUCAAACGCUGGAGAAAAUGGAGGUCCGGGAGAAAGUAGUUUGCACAGAGAAGGUCCAAGUUGAGGCAGACCCAGAAGCCAAGCAUGAGAUCGAGCGUCUGAAGAGGACCCUUGAAGAAGAGACAAAACGCAGACAAGAACUGGACAUCCAGCUCAGCACCUCCACCACCAAGCUAAUCGAACUGGAGUUCACGAACACAAAGUCAACCAAAGAGCUUGACUACAUCCGCGAAGAGAGCAGCAGACUUCUCCAGGAGAACCAGCGCUUGCAGAGCAAGAUCAGAAAACUCCAGUCUGAAAUGGACAGUAGCAGGAGCCUGGAAAUUCGCCUAACGGCACUGCACAAAGAGCUUCAGGACCUGAGACGCAUCACGUCUGAGAAAGACAAAGAAAUCGAAGGACUACAGAAGAGCUUGUCUGCUGUGAGUGCGAAGAGAGAGCAGAGGGAAAACCACUUCUGUCGCACUUUCGUCGUCAUCAACCCCAACACGGGCAAAGAGAUGAGGCCAGAAGAGGCCUUCAAGCAGGGGCUGAUCGAGGGGAAGAUGUUCGUCAACCUCCAGACCCAGGAAUGCGACUGGGAGGAGAUCACCGUCAAUGGUCCAAAUGGAGCGUCGUCGGUUCUUUGCGACAAAAAAUCGGGCAAAGAGUUCUCCAUCGAUGAUGCCCUGCGGUCCGAGACCAUCACCAAAAACCAGCUGCAGCAGUACCAGAACAAAGAAAUCAGCCUCCAGGAGUUUGGGCUCAUGGUUUCUGCAAAGCGUUACUAAUCCCAUAAGAAAUCUAUCUGGUUUAUGUUUGAUCACUUUACUUGAUGUGGAGCUAUUGGGCGAUGUUUCUGAUUUUAAGCACAAGUUUAAUUUUUUUUUUCUUAGGCUUUCUGGGUUGGGCUUUCUUAAUGCACUGUAUAUUUAUUUGCAUGUAACCGCGCUAAUAUAUUAGGGAGAACGUUAUAUGAAACUUCUUCUUCUUCUUCUUCUUCUUCUUCUUCUUCUUCCUCUUGAUGGGUAGAUGUAUUCUGAUAUAUCAGUGAACGUUAUCUGACAUCAGUAUACUCAACUUCACACCUACCAGAAAUAUCUGUGCUGUUAUUAACAAUUAAAACACUACUGUCUGUCUGCACAGAGUGUCUGAUGUUGUUAAAUAAAAAUAUAUAUGGGAAA
Molecule: messenger RNA, 4138 nt
Organism: Tachysurus fulvidraco (yellow catfish)
Lineage: Eukaryota; Metazoa; Chordata; Actinopteri; Siluriformes; Bagridae
Product: periplakin-like
Exons: 22
Coding region: 95-3745 (1216 amino acids)
Biological process (GO): intermediate filament cytoskeleton organization; wound healing
Cellular component (GO): cytoplasm; membrane; intermediate filament
Molecular function (GO): structural molecule activity; cadherin binding
Source: RefSeq, a predicted model, not a curated record